AUGUCGCUCGAACUGUUUGAGGUGCCUGAUGUGGAUUAUCGGUACGAAGCCUCGCGGGAGGUGGAGUUUCAACCCGCUUUGACAGGCAUCCAGCCCAUCACUUUCUCCAUUCCUGGCUCUGACGAUUAUUACGAUCUCAAUUCUCUCCGCUUCAAAGUCAAAGUGCGCUUGACCGAUCCAGCUGCUGGGUAUACAGGACUGCAUGCGGGUCUACUCAUUUCCAAUGCCAACGAAACCAGACAUGUCUACUGCGUCAACAAUUUUGGCCACACCAUCUUUCGAGACAUUACCAUGAGCAUGAAUGGCGUCCUUGUGACCGAACAGAGCAACACUUACCAUUACAGAGCCUACAUAGAAACCCUGCUGAAUUACAACCGAGAAGAAGGAGCCACCAAGCUAGCUCCCCAAGGAUGGGUCAAUCAGCUGAAUGUAGCAGAAGAAAUAGGAGCCACCGCCGCCAAUUCCGAUGUCCCUGUGGCUGCAGGAUGGAGUGGCAAUGCAGACUUGCGAACCCUGACCAGCAAGUUACUGAGUGAAAAUUGGCACACCUUCAUCGUGCGUCCCCAUUUGCCCACCCUCCAUACAGGCAAAUUGUUGGUCCCCAAUAUCCAGAUGGACUUUGAACUGUUCCUCAACCCCAAGACCAUCUACCUGAUGGGCUCCCCCAACAAAGGCACCUUAGUCACCAAGAAAAUUCCAGCCAUCCACAAUGAUGACAUCAAAGUCACCUUGUUGAUGAGAAAAGUGACCCUGAAUGCUGCUGUCUAUGUCAGACUGCAAAAAGAAAGACAACUGAACAAACAGAUUGCCCGCUACCCUGUGGUGCGGAGUGAAAUUCGCACCUUUUCCUUUGAUGGACGCACCACCCAAUGGGAACAAGACAAUGUGUUUGUGGGUCGAUUUCCUGAUCGAGUGAUCGUCGGGUUAUUGCAUUCGGAUGCCUUCAAUGGAGACCUGGAAAGAUACCCUUUUGCUUUUCAAAAGUUUGGGGUCACCCAAGUACGACAGACCUUGAAUGGAGAAGAAUACCCUUACAGAACCCUGCAAUUGACAGGAGACCAAGCCUAUGAAGAUUUGCUGGGCUACGAUCGAUUUCUACAAGCCAUGGGUGCCUACAAUGAAAACAAGAUUCCCAUGCUGCUGCCUGGUGAUUGGGGAAAUGGCAAGAAUUGUACCUUGUUCAUGUUCAACAAUGUGCCUAGUCAAAAAGCCGAUGACCCUGAAUAUCGCAACCCCCGUCAAUCGGGCAAUACGCGAUUGAUCAUUGAUUUUUCGGCGGCUGUGGGACACAACGUCACCGUCUUGAUAUGGAGCGAGUAUGAAAACAUGUAUGAGAUCAACCAUCUGGGAGGUAUAAAGUACAACAUCAACGGCUGAAAUCAUCUCAGAAGUCAAAAGACACCGAGCAUGGAGUUUGUGGCACUCAGUGACACUGUGUUGCGGACCCUGGCCUUGGAAGACCCCGAAUUACGACGCGUGUUUCAUGGGGUGCAUCCCGCCGACCAACUCCCCCGAUCCCCCGCCAAGGAGAUCCGUCAAGCCUACAUUGUCAACACGGACCCCGCGGGAGAACCGGGCCAGCAUUGGUUGGGCCUGUGGACCGAAAAGAACCAGUGCGAGAUCUUUGACAGUUAUGGUCUACCCCUGCACGUGUACACCACCCCGGAGUUGCACCAAUGGUGGGGUCAAUGGAAGUACCUGACGCGCAGUGACCAGACCCUGCAAGCCCUGGAUAGUCAAACCUGUGGCCAUUAUGCUUUAUUUUUCUUAAAAGCCCGGGCACAAGGACGGUCCUAUCAAGAAUUUUUGAGUCAAUGGAGUUGCGAUAAUUUAGUGUUGAAUGAUCAUAAAGUGGCCGACCAGUUGAAACGGGUGAUUAAACAGGAAUUACAAGAUGAAGUGGAUGCCCGACCUGAUGGGGGGCAAAAGAAUGUAAGCCGCCAGGCCUUUAUCACGUGUCAUCCUUGUGCAUGUUAAUAAAAACCAUAAAACGAGAUGUGUUGUGAAUGAGUGGUCAUUUGUCUCUCAUGAUGAUUACGCGAAGCGAUGUCCAGCGUAUUGUGGAUGCGUUUAUUCUCGAAGAAACCUUGUAUUGGUGGGAACACCCCAUCGAGCGGGUCAACACGGUGCAAGGCAUUGACGCGUGGGAUGGGUAUCAUUGGUUAGUGGCCCGACAAUUGGCGCAAGACCAAGAUUGGGUCUCUCUCAAACAGUAUAUGGAUAGCAUGAGCGAAACGUAUUUAAGAGAAACCAUGGAAGGCCUGAUCCAGUCUGAAUCGCCACGUGUGUAUCGCGAGUAUUGGACAGAAUGCCCCACCGCAGACGACGGCGACGACGACGACAACGACAGGGCACCCGACGACCCUGCUUUCGCCAAAACGGACGAGGCAUCAUGAGCGUGUUGGCCAAAGCCUAUAAAAUCGGGGACAAAUUGGGACGCGACAAACGGUAUAAACGUAUGGGCGCUAAAGGGGCCACCGGUCAUUAUCGACGUCACCCUCGUCCGUGGGAAUCAUGAUCCGUCAACCCAGCAGUGUGAUUAUCGCAGGCCCGUCGGGCAGUGGCAAGACGGAUUUGGUGGAACAAUGGUUACGGUACCUGAACGUGUUUCAAGUCAAACCCCGCAAGAUUGUGUAUGCCUAUGAUCGUUGGCAACCCCGAUUCGAGCGGAUGCAGCAAAAGAUGGAAUUCAAUUUUAUCGCGGGUUACCGGACCCCGUCAUUUGACGCAAUGGUUUGGUCGAACGCGUGGCGGGUGUUGGUCUUGGACGACCUGAUGGAAGAAGGGGGACAAGACAAGCGCGUGUUGGAUUUGUUCACCAAAGAUUCGCAUCAUCGUAACAUCACGGUGUUGUAUUUGACGCAAGAUUUAUUCCCGCCUGGCAAAUUUUCCAAGACCAUCAAUCGCAACGCACAUUACAUUGUGGCCUUCAAAAACCCCCGGGAUCAAACAGGCAUUCGGACCAUUUUAUUGCAAGCCUUUCCGGAUCGGUGGCGUCAAGUGUUGCGCCUAUUUAAACGCAUCACGGCUCGACCUUUUGGCUAUUUGAUGUUGGAUGUGCAUCCAGCCUCGGAUGAUCGCUACCGCCUGUGGAGUCAUUUAACG
Molecule: messenger RNA, 3105 nt
Organism: Porites lobata
Lineage: Eukaryota; Metazoa; Cnidaria; Anthozoa; Scleractinia; Poritidae
Source: the annotation of a GenBank genome assembly